Sugiyamaella lignohabitans is the source of this 1698-nucleotide messenger RNA. It is a transcript of the gene YAR1, whose product is annotated as putative ankyrin repeat protein. Bases 1 to 1698 code for a protein of 565 amino acids. The transcript has a single exon. The record is from RefSeq and is a predicted model, not a curated record. Lineage: Eukaryota; Fungi; Ascomycota; Dipodascomycetes; Dipodascales; Trichomonascaceae.
AUGAUAGAAAUACUAACCACCAGAUUCUUGCUUGACUUGAACAGCACUGUGUUGGGUCGAAUUGAAGCUUACUUGAAGAAGAAGUUAGCUCAACAGAGAGCUGUUAGUCAGGAUAUGCUGAAAUUGUGCCAUACCUUCUCAGAGAACUUGUUUGAGCACAACGAUCAGGUAGCUAGGUGGACUCCUGUUUGUGGUGCAAAUGCUACAUAUUCGUUCCUGUCACAAAGACCUCAAAAGGGUCAGGGCCAGAGGACUUCUGUAACAGAUGGCUUAGCACCAACCACUGUGUCUACUCAAAAGUUGGAUGGUGAAGUAUUUGAACUGGAAGUUGACAGCACGUCAAAUAGCCCCAGCAGUGAGCCAACGCCGUCCACAACCACAGCUGUCACCUCAGCUAAUGAUUCGAAUUGGUCAGUAGUGUCGCGAUCUCCUAAAUUAGGAGGCAACUCUCCAUCAUUUGGAGCGUCAACUCCUCGGCCCAUUCUUGGAUCUUCGCCGCCUGUAACUUCGAUGGCAAGCUCUCCUAAUCAAACGCAACUGCAGACACCAUUCAGAAAGUCAAGGGCUCCAUCACUAGCGUCCUCUCCAGGACAGGCGGAUUUUUCACCGAGUCCAUGGAAAGUGGGACCAAACACUAGUGUUAAGGGCCCUUCUAAAACUGGCGCAACUCCGUACAGAAUUUCCCCAAUGGCCUAUGGAAGUGCACCGAAGUUCUCACCUGGUGGUUCUAGCUCUGGGUUUAACACAACCCCGAAUAAUUCCACCGUACCUUUGUCGACAAUUCCACUUGGAACUAAGCAGCCCAUCGUUAAGUCCCCACCAAUCACGAGAAGUAAACUAAACCAAGCGGGGUCGGCUUUGUCGUCUGCAUCAUCAGUAAGUGUAGCAAGGAGAGGGUCCGCGUCUUCGUCUUCCCCUGCCCCUGCCGCAAUUUCAUCGCCAGCGGUAGGAUCUGUCUUCACGCCUGUAGUAAAAGAUGGGCCAUCUGUAAAAAUGUCUCAGAAAGAAAGAAAGAGAUUGCUUAGGGAGCAGCAACAGCAACAGCAACAGUCUCCUCAGUCGCAACAAAAAGACAUCGCUCCUUCGACACCUAUGGGAUGGGGUAAUCCCUUCCAGCCUAGCUCACCAUCUCCCUCGCAAAGUCCCUGGAAUGUACCUCGUACAAGUCCUGCGGUGGCUACUGCUUCGGUUCCACCUUCUGUUACCGCGGAAGUGCGAUCAAAGACAACAUCUAUACCAGCACCAGGCUCCACAGUUACAGAAGCAGAAUCCCCCUUUGCCAUGUACGCCAAAGGCAAAGAGAAAGCGAAGAAGCCAAUUGAACAAGAGUCUCCGGCUUUCACAUUGAAUGAUAUCAUUCAGCAGGAGAAACAUGAUCUUAAGAAGAGAAAUGAAAAAAGUUCUCGAAGCUUGAAAGAUAUUCAAAGAGAGGAAGAGUUUGAGAAGUGGUGGGCUUUGGAAUCACAGCGAGCUCAAGGGGUUGGUCCUGUAGAAGAUGAAUCUUCUUGCAGGCCCGCAGAUACGAAAUCGCAUAACAACAACCGAAGAAAGCACGGCAAGCCUAAGAACCGUGCCAACUCCAAUACUCAGUCGCAUGGAGAGAACCAUUCAGGACCUAAUAAUCAAACGAGUGGUGAAGCAACUUCCUCUAACAAUCACCAGGGCCGCCGAAACCAGCGGCUCACUGUAAAUACAUAG